Molecule: messenger RNA, 1098 nt
Organism: Morus notabilis
Lineage: Eukaryota; Viridiplantae; Streptophyta; Magnoliopsida; Rosales; Moraceae
Exons: 7
Coding region: 56-772 (238 amino acids)
Source: RefSeq, a predicted model, not a curated record
GAGUCAUACAAACCACAGGAACCAUAGAAAUUGGAAAAGAAACAAUGGACAAGCAAUGGCCACGCUAAACGCCAGGAAGCUAUGGCCAACAAUUGCCAUUGCUCCUUCUCCUUCUCUUAUCGUCCUUCUCAAAGUUUCACCCUCUCUUUCUUUCCAUUUUCAACCAGAUCACAAUCAGAACUCUUACCAUCUGGGCAGAGUAUUAUCAGAAUCCGCAAUGGGCAAGGAACCCGAAAUAACAGUUGAAGAAGGGUGCAGAUGCAGCAAUGGAGUACACGAGUUCGUUUCGAAAAAGCGUCUCGCUGAUGAUAUAAUCCCUCAAAUUCUUAACCUAUACGCAUCCAGUGCGACACCUCGUGACUUCGAAAUCUAUGCUCCGGAUGCUUCGUUUGAGGACCCACUUAUGUGUGCACGCGGGGUGAAGCAGAUCAAAUCAGCAUUUUAUUCACUUUCCAAGGUCUUCGGUGAAUCAAGAAUUGUGGAAUACAGUGUUGAAGAAAAGUUGACUUCACCAGGAAAGGGAGAGAUACUAAUUGAUAACAAACAGUACUACAAAUUCUGGGGAAGAAACAUAGACGUGAUAUCCCUCAUCAAGUUGUAUGUUGCUGAUGGAAAAGUAGUUCGCCACGAGGAUUGGUGGGACAAGAAGCCCCUUUUGAACAGGGAAACAGCUAAGCUGCCACUUAUUGGCCGAUUUAUCGAAAUCGCUCGAAGAGGUUCGAUGCUGGCUACUCAUGCAAUGAUGGGGUUUGGGGAGGAUCCAACCAAGUGAGGUCACUUCUAAAAGAAUGUUUGUGCCAACUUUUUCAUCUUUUAAGGUGCACGGAUUUAUUUAUUGUUGAGGAAUUCAGCAGCCUCUGUUUUCUGCUAUGGUUGUGCUAGGAGUUUGGGAAGUAAACCAGAUUUCAUGCAUUCUUGAGCUUAUAUAUGUAAUAAAUGUAUAUGUAGCAUAUCCACUGAUUGUAUGUGACACCUUUUUUUUUUCUUUUCUCCUUUUAGAUUCAUAGGUCAUUCCAACACUUGAUGAGUAUAACUUUGUAGCUCUAUUAUAAUUCUACAACUUUAUGUUAAAAGUGUGGUGAUCCUUUGUGGAAACAA